Messenger RNA from Closterium sp. Naga37s-1, 1123 nucleotides. The record is from the annotation of a GenBank genome assembly. NCBI's taxonomy places the organism in Eukaryota, Viridiplantae, Streptophyta, Zygnematophyceae, Desmidiales, Closteriaceae.
CCUCUCCAACUCGCCCCCAUCACCCCAACCAUGCCGCACUUAUGCACUUAUGCUCCUGUGCUCUCACACACUCACGCGCGCACGCAUGUGGCGGGCGCGCAGGUGCCGCGAGAUCCUAGACCUGCGCGUGUGGCCCAAUGAGAAGACCCGGAAGGCGUGGGACGAGAGGCUUCGCAAAUCAACGCGGGUCUCCCUUCCGUGCGUCCCCUGCCACGCCCUGCUCUCCUCCGCCCACUCGCUAGCCGCCGCAUCCCCCUCCGCACCGACUGCUGCGCCACUCCGCCAAGCGCAGCGCGCUCUCCCCCGCGGGCGGAGCGUGUGGCGCGCAGCUGCUGCACGGGGGGGCAGGCGAGGCGGAUCCAGGGGCAUCGACGCUGGUAACCGCUGCUUGGGAUGGCGCAGUGAGGGCGGGCAGUGGGAGGGUGGGUGCGCGCGGGUGAGUAGCAAUGGUGCAAAGAGGCGGGUGAUUAGCAGUGGUGCAGUGAGGGUGGGUGAGUGCGGUACCGUUCCCCUUCCUCCCCUCCCCUCCGCCCUUCUUCCCUCCCCACAAGCCAGACUUCAUUCUCCGCACCCUUCCCCUCUCGCACCCUUCCCCUCUCGCACCCUUCCCCUCUCGCACCCUUCCCCUCUCGCACCCUUCCCCUCUCGCACCCUUCCCCUCUCGCACCCUUCCCCUCUCGCACCCUUCCCCUCUCGCACCCGUCCCCUCUCGCACCCUUCCCCUCUCGCACCCUUCCCCUCUCGCACCCUUCCCCUCUCGCACCCUUCCCCUCUCGCACCCUUCCCCGCUCUCACCCCUUCUCUUUUCCCCACGCAUUUCACCCUCUUUCACGCUUCCUCUCUUUCACCCUUUCCCGCCUUCCCCCCCCUUCAGUGUCCGCCACACGUUCGGGUCUCUUCCGCUCACCUGUCUCAGGGGGAGGGGAGAGCGCCAUCAGCGCCCACGGGCUGCCGUCCCAGCGCUGUGGUAGCAAGCGGUGCGCAGCCUGGUGGAGCGGGCAGCGCAGCUCUGCUCCAUCAUGCCAAUGCUGCCCCCUCCAAUUCCCCCCCUCCCUUUCCCCCCUUCUCCCCGCACCCCCUACCUUCCCCUCUCCUCACCGGCCCCGGCAGUGGCGGUGCUUAG